Catharus ustulatus (Swainson's thrush) is the source of this 2054-nucleotide messenger RNA. Its product is annotated as solute carrier family 22 member 13-like. Gene Ontology annotation, cellular component: membrane. Gene Ontology annotation, molecular function: transmembrane transporter activity. Gene Ontology annotation, biological process: transmembrane transport. The record is from RefSeq and is a predicted model, not a curated record. Bases 1 to 1713 code for a protein of 570 amino acids. NCBI's taxonomy places the organism in Eukaryota, Metazoa, Chordata, Aves, Passeriformes, Turdidae. The transcript has 10 exons.
AUGUCAGGCGUUGGGGAAAUUUUGAAAGCAGUUGGUGAUUUUGGGCGAUUGCAGAAAUGCCUGGUGCUGCUCUCUGUGAUCCCCUGCCUCAGUGUGGCUUUCCACCAGUUUUGCCAGCUUUUCAUGGUCCCAUCUGUACCUUACCACUGUGACACCAGCUGGAUCCGUGCUGUUGGCCCCAACCUGACGGAGGAAGAGCAGCUGAACCUCACCCUGCCCCGGGGCGCGGACGGGCAGUUCGAGCAGUGCUCCAUGUACUCCCCGGUGGACUGGGACCUCGAUUCCAUCCUGGCCUAUGGGCUGAAUGACACACAGAAGUGCAGCAAUGGCUGGGUGUACCCCUCAGCACAGCCACCAUCCCUGCUGACUGAGUUUGACCUGGUGUGUGAUAAGAAGGACCUGAAUGACAUUGCCCAGGCCAUCUACAUGGCAGGGCUGCUCCUGGGAUCCAUGGUCUUUGGGCCUCUGAGUGACAGGAUUGGCCGCCGCCCAGUGAUUCUGAUCUCUGUCUUACUCCAGGGCUUGUUUGGGCUGGGAAUUGCCUUUGUGCCCCAUUUUUAUGUGUACAUGGCCUUCAGGUGUGUCGUGGGGGCCUCCGUGUCAGGGAUCACCAUGACAGUGCUGGCCUUAGCUACAGAAUGGAUCGGUGUCUCCUCCCGGCCAAAGGCAGUGCUCACUUCCCACUGUUGUUUUGCCAUUGGGCAGAUGAUUUUGGCUGGCUUGAGUUACGGGAUUCGCAACUGGAGGCUGCUGGAGAUUGCAGGAUCUGUUCCUAUAUUUACCUUUUUCUUCUUCAUCAGGGUGCUCCCAGAGUCAGCUCGCUGGCUGGUGACCAAAGGCAGAAUCGAAGAAGCCAAGAAGCUCCUGCAGAAGGCGGCGGCCACCAACAAGCGCAGCCUCCCGCCAGAGCUGCUGGAGCAGUUGAAGCCUGAAAAAGAGGUCAAGUCUGGAAGUUUGCUGGAUCUCUUUCGGAAGAGGCACCUGCAGAAGGUGACUUUAAUCAUGUCAUGUGCCUGGUUUGUGAACAGCUUUGUCUACUACGGGCUGAGUUUGAACGUGACCAAUUUUGGCCUGGACAUCUACCUGACUCAGCUGGCCUUUGGAGCAGUGGAAAUCCCAGCACGAAUUGGUUGUAUCUUCACCCUGCAGAGGUUUGGGAGGAGGAAAACACAGACUGUUCUCCUGGUGCUGAGUGGCCUUGUGUGUCUGGUCAUCACUGGCAUCCCUGAAGACCAGCCCCUGGCAACCACCGUCCUGGCCACCAUCGGCAAGUUCGCUGCCUCGGCCUCCUUCUCCACCUCCUACGUCUACGCUGCCGAGCUCUUCCCCACGGUUGUCAGGCAGACGGGCGUGGGGCUGUGCUCCAUGGCGGCGCGUGUGGCCGGGAUCCUGGCUCCGCUGGUCCGCCUGCUGGGCCAGUACCACCGUGCCAUCCCCAUGGCCAUCUUCGGCAGCGCCCCCGUGCUGGGGGGGCUGCUCUGUGUGCUGCUCCCCGAGACCCGCGGCACCGAGCUGGCCGAUGACACAGGGGACAGCCACCCUCCAGCUGAGGAAAAAAAAAGUCAACACCAUUUAUUAUUCACAUAUUGCAUUACAAGUGUCUCUUAUCAAACUCAGAGCAUAAUUUAUAUUAUUCAUGUAGAAACUCAACUUCAACACCACAUGGAAAGAAAAGCUAAAUACGUGUGUGACAGGGGUGCAGUGACAUCCUGAUCAAACGUCGAGGCUUGGGCUGGCGCGCAGCCCCACGACCCAAGGGAUUGAGUGCAGGAGGGACAAACCCAGUGCCCGCUUUUGCCCAGUACAGCCACUCUACUGGUGAUUCUUUAUUGCUGUAAAACACAACAGGGAUGGUUCCACAGGUACCAGCUUGCAAAGGACUGGGGAACACGGUGGGAGGCCAGCCAGGUAUGAGCAAACUGGGUUUCAGGGACACUUGGAAGUGCAUCUGUUCCAAAGGCAGAGGGACACACAUCUGCUGUCCCUGUGACCAUGGAUAUUGUGUUCAUCAUCUGAAAGACCAGUUUGCAGGCAGCCAUACCUUCCUGGUCUGC